AUGGCCUUUCUUAAGAAACGAGGAUAUAAAUUUCAUGUCGAUUUGGAAUUGUUGCACUUAAGCGAUGUGCCAUUGGUACGCUUAUUGAAUGGAGGUGCUUUCGAAGGAGUUACAGAACGUGUACAAGUAUAUAACCAUUCUGCCAACUGGAACAGUCACUUUAACUUCUCGUGCCGAAUCUCACCUGAUCCUUUAACAGGUGUCCUUGAAACUUGUGCAUGCAGGAUCUCGCUUCGUAAAGAGCAGAAAGGUGGAAAAACUUACUCAAAACUUGGGUUUGUAGACAUCAAUUUGGCACAGUUUGCUGCUUCAGGCGUUGAAGGAAUUACCAGAUCAUUUUUGUUAGAUGGUUAUGGAACAAACCAGCGUCAAGAUAAUUCUAGAAUAUUAAUCAAAGUCACAAUGUGUCAUCAGAGCGCGGAUCCUAUUUUCAAAGUACCACGUAUUGAGUCAUUGUCAGAAGAAUUGACAUUAAAUCCUUUAGACAGGAAGGCACCACCAAAUGAUGAUUGUAUUUCAAAUAAAAAACAGGGAGACACUGAUUCUGCUCAUUCGUCAUCAAUCGAAGAUUUAUCAUUUUGUCAUGAUGACAAGUCUUUGGCAACAGGUGCCGCUUCUGCUAGUUCUUGUCAUGAAUACCAUGCAAUUGAAAGCUCAUUUACAAGUGUUGUGUUGAAGAAAGGAGAUAUUCGAAAAAACACAACUUUAGCACAGACUAGAAGGCUAAGUCAAGACAGAUCUCAAAUGAGUAAAAGUGGUGCAUGCACAAAUGAAACUACUACACGUAUUCGCGCCACACGUGUUGAUGCAGAAGAUUUGAUUGAUCGUAUGCUGCAAGAAACAGUUAAUAGUGAUACUGGAUCAGAAGAUCGCUCAACGGAAAGGGGAUUAGCACUCUUUGUAUCGAGGAAUGGUGAAGCCGUUGUAGGAGCAAAUAUGUUACCGACGGAUUCUUUCGAACGUGUACAUAUAUCAUCCGAUGCUGGUUCACCUUUGUCAACUGGUUAG
Molecule: messenger RNA, 1008 nt
Organism: Thelazia callipaeda (thelaziosis nematode)
Lineage: Eukaryota; Metazoa; Nematoda; Chromadorea; Rhabditida; Thelaziidae
Source: the annotation of a GenBank genome assembly